CGGCGAACUUAGGAGAGCCACCAAAGAUAUGACAGAAACAUGUACUUCGACAAGUGUCAAGCUGUUUGAAAAGUUUACCAUUCAAGGUUUGGAUAGCUAAUCCACAUUUUAACUGGAGGUGUACUAUUUGUAAACAAAGAAAGCGCUGCUAUCCUCUCACUAAAAUGAAUAUUAUUUCUCUUCCUGGUACGCCAGCCAGUUUUAUAAAUAUCGAUAGUCCUUUGGCACCAGGUGCCCGUAUUCUGUCUGUGAAGUCAUCUAUUUUUAGCAUUGGUUGUAGAGAAAAGCAUAUUUAAAUAUGAGAAGGCUUUGUAAAGAUUGUACAUACUGUAACUAUGCAUACCUAUUCUUUUCAGCAAAUAUAUGUUUGUUCGUGUGUUUGCAGAAUGAUGAAAAUUUUUAUAUCACAAGAUGUCUUAACAAAGAUUUUUUUUUUGCGGAAGUUUGGCUUUCGUUAACUGCUUACCAAAGAAGAGGAUCUAGUAUUCUGACUGCAGAAAGACGUGAGUUCAUCAAUCAAUACCUUCAAGAUUGCUGUGACUUGUCAAACUAU
Cokeromyces recurvatus is the source of this 553-nucleotide messenger RNA. RefSeq lists its product as uncharacterized. The record is from RefSeq and is a predicted model, not a curated record. The transcript has a single exon. The annotation marks the transcript as partial. Lineage: Eukaryota; Fungi; Mucoromycota; Mucoromycetes; Mucorales; Mucoraceae.